Molecule: messenger RNA, 4426 nt
Organism: Echinops telfairi (small Madagascar hedgehog)
Lineage: Eukaryota; Metazoa; Chordata; Mammalia; Afrosoricida; Tenrecidae
Gene: SMIM13
Product: small integral membrane protein 13
Exons: 2
Coding region: 332-595 (87 amino acids)
Source: RefSeq, a predicted model, not a curated record
GCGUGCGCCUUUGCUCGUGUUCGCUCCCAUCCUAGGGACUCGGCAUUCGUCAUGGAAGCGCAUCCGGUCGCCGCCAGAGCCUCCGGCCGCCGGGUCCCUUGCAGCCGGGAGCGAUAAUCCCGUAGGGGCGGUCCCCGACCCCCGACCCCCGACCUCCGGCUCUGCCUCGCCGGGGGCGGCCUCACUGCCCCGCCCCCUGGGGGCGCUACCGAGGGGCGUCCGCCUCCCAUGCCGCUGCAGCGCGCAGACGUGCCCGGCGCCCGGCGCUGAAGGAAGCUCCGCUCCCAGGCUGCUGUCCGCGUCCUCGUGCGACCUCCUUCCUUCCCCGAAAAUGUGGCACAACGUCGGCCUGACGCUGCUUGUGUUCGUGGCCACGCUGCUGAUCGCCCUGCUGCUGAUGGUGUGCGGUUGGUAUUUUGUUUGGCAUCUAUUUUUGUCCAAAUUCAAGUUUCUGCGGGAACUGGUGGGAGACACAGGAUCCCAGGAGGGAGAUCAUGAGCCGUCAAGGUUGGAAGCAGAAGCAGACACUUCACCCUCUCAACACAGGAUCAGAUCCACGCGCCAAAGGAAGGCCCCUGCUGAGGACGGCCGCUGACCCCAGUGCGGCUCUUUGCUCUCCGAUGGUAAAGGCCGACUGGGAGCCUUUGUCUUUAGUGACUUGGUUUUAAAAUUUACUUAAAGAAGAACAUUUGUAUUUGGAUUAUAAGUUCAAUUACAAAAUUAUAUGUAAGCCAUAUAAAAUAAAGGGAAUUGAAACCAAAUUGGACCAUUUCAUCAUAAAAUAAUCUUUUAGCUUUACUAGUGUUCUACUCAUGUUCCUGGGCGCUCAGACUUUUUCUUGCACUGGUGCAAAUAUGGUAAACAUUACAGGAUUGAACACCCAUAUUUGAUUAGCCCUGAAAUGUAUGUUUUUAUGUUUUUUUCUUUACAUUUUAACUUGUCAUCGUAGCGUAGGCACCAGGUCAUAGCUUCUCAUAAUGCCAUCACUUGAACGGAGUUGUGUGUUGCUGAUAUCAGACCUGUCAGGUUUACUUUGCGCUUAAAAAUGUCUUCAAAAAGAUUGCCCUGUGAUUCAGCAGUGGAUCAAAAAGUCAUUGUGUGUCUGACAAGCAUGGAAACAGGGCAGCCUGGUGCACAUUUGACCAGCGUGUCCAAUAGCCGUCGCUUGAGGACUGACUGCAGUUCCACAUUCUUGGAAAGCAAUGACAGUGUUUUACAGGACCCGAGAAAGGAAGAUGCCCUCAAGUAAAUAAAGCUGUGCUGCACUUUGUCAGUGAGAUGCAUGCAGAAAGAUUGUCCCAUGUCAAGCGAUGCGUUGAAGGCAGGAGAAAUUACCAAAACCCUUGGAAUAGAUGAAAUAACAUUCAGAGCAACAAGUUGGUGUGACGGAUUUCAUGCGGCCAGCAGGCUGCCGCUAUGGUGCCGAGCAUCACUUUUCCCAGAGCUCCCUGCCGGCAUUAAAUAGCAGACAGUGGUAGAGCGCACACUUAGGCAAUACUGCAUCACCAGCCUGUGGGAUAGGGCGGCCGUGGAUGACUGAUUUGAAGAGUGAUUCAGAAGAGGAGGACUCGGAAUAUGAAAUGAUAGUUAUAACCUAGCCCUUUGGGUCAGUUUCAUUCUUGAAAGAGCUCUUUCAGUAAAUAUAAAUACACCUGCGGUGUAGUAAGAAAGCAUUGUGCUACAAUCAGUUGGCAGGGUUUUUCUUAGUAUCUAUGGUGCAUUUUAAACAAUUGAUAGCCCCUUAGAUUAGAUUAAAAAUGUUAUUUGUGAAUUCAGUUUUCUUUCUAGUAUAGCAAUUAUUUAUUGGGGAACAUAAUUCUGACUUAUUUGUUGCUAAAAUAAUUAUUUUCUAUGAAGUGUGCUUUUUUUUUACCCUCUGAGGUGAGGAGGUGACCUCUUUAGGAUUUUAGAGUAGUUAAUUUCAGAAUCAAAAAAACCCUAAAAAUGUGGGAGGAGCCGGGGCAAUUACUCCCUUUGUAUGGGAAAACUAUGUUCAAUGCGUGUGUGUCGUGGGGAAAGUAAAUUAUCCCAAGGAGCAAUUCAAUGAUUAGGACCUCCAAGGUACAUGGUAUUGAGGGGAAAAAUAGUGAGUGACAAUGCCCACUGAACUGAACUAAAGCAACCCUUGCCGGGUUUUCAUUGAUUGUCUUACCUGAACUCUGGACGGACUGUUUAAGAGCGAUGGGGAUUGGAAAACGUUCUAUUUAUUAGUUAAUGGCUCUUGAAGAAUGAAUUGCAAAGCCCAUUUAUUUUCUUAAUUGAAGGUCUUUAUGGUUUUUAACUUUCGUUUGCUCCAAGACUGGCCGCUGUAAAAUGGUGCCUCUGUUUCAUGAUGGUAUGCAGUUCUAUUUGAUACCUUGUACUUCGUGCUGAUGGUUUUGUUUACACAGUCACAGCUUACUUGAUCGGCCCCAAGUCGUAUUCCCAGCGGCAUCCCUUUCCUGUCAUGGUAGCUCUUUGGCUAUGCUAAGCGAAUUCAGAGAGCAUUAAUUUCAGUUUUAAAUAAUUUGUAGGGGGAAAUCCCUGGCAGCUCAGAGUCGGGACAGUCUUUAUUUCCUUUGGGGGCCAUUUUCUAUUUUUGUGUGAGUGAAGAUUAAUUAACAAAACUGACAUGAGUUCCAAGCAUUAAUUUUCACGCCUCAUAUUGGCUAAAUAUCACAUUAAAAUGAUAAUCGGUUGGGAAAAAUUAAUGCCUAGACAGUUACAUCUAAAUCGAGUCCAGCAUUUGGAGCCGUGCACUGCCUUACAGUGAGUAUAUCUUACAGGUAAUAAUACUUGCUGAGAACAUUCCAGCAGAACUUAGGUUCUGUCAGCAUUAAAGAGAGCAUGACUGACAUCCCUCCAAGUCGGCAAAGGGCCACCCCCAAAUUAUUGGAUGUGGAUUCAUGUAAAGGCGUACAUGUUGGUAUUGUGUAUAGGCUUUACACUUCUAAGACUGCCUUUUUAUGAAAAUUUAAAAUAUUUCAUGGUUAAUUUACUUGAGAAAUAUACCCCAAAAUGUAUUAAUGGCCCACAUUCACCAUACUUUAAUUUUCAACUAAGGAAGUUAAAAAGGUCACAUAGCAAUAGGAAAACCCUGCAAGUUAAUUCACUUUUUAAAAACUCGGUUGUGUUUGUGAACAGUGGCCCGUACCUUUUUCAUGUUGUUGAGUGCUUUUGCAGUGAGCUUGUUAGAACUAGGUCAGAAGUGCAUUUUCAGUCUCUCAGUACACGGGCUACCCUGUGUAUACUAUUAACUUUUUUAUGAGCAUUAAAAACAAAGUAUUAGUCUUAUCUGAAUCCUCACAAAGAAUGAUGGAUGGAGUAAGUAUAUCACUGUGGAGGCUUCAGUCUGAAAUUGAGGACCCUAAUAAAUGGUUUCAUUUUCUUCCCAACCAACCCUUCCCAUGUCGCUCUCUUAUGCUUUGAACUCUGUGAAAAUUGCCAGUGCGGUUAUACUGGUAGCAUUGGGCUCAUUUAAGUGCCAAAGAAGCGCAACUCUUGUCUGACUUAUGUGGGUUUCUAAUGUGCAUACCAAGCUAAAAAUAGAAUUCACGUAAUGGGUUUUGUAAUAAUGUUUCUAGUGAGAACAUGAAAUACCUUGUUACGGGUAGACAACUAGUUCAUACAUUUGCUGACCCAGUUCUUCAGAUGCUUAAGGUUUAAGAACAAUGUCAAGAUGUUACUUUACCGAACAUAUAGAGUACUAAGUGAUGGUUUCACAAAAUUGGGGCAUUUUAAACCAAAAUGUGUUGAAAGAUUGGAAAGUAGUGCAUUUUUAAGAGUGACAAGUUUUGAAAUUAGUUUACAUCAGUGAUGCAAUCUUUUUAAGUCAAAUUUUCUUAAAAGCUGUGUUUUAAUGUACUAUGUAACCAGUAUCACUUUAGCCUUUGGUAAAUUCCAAGUGCUUUUGUACAGGAAGUUCACCUUUAAAAGCCACUGAGCAGUGCUUGGUUUGUAGGUUUUCAAGAAACGAAUGGAAUAGUGUUUUGUCUUGGAGUUUAGAACUCCAGCUCCUUUUGUCUGCUUUUCAAGUGUCUUGUCGUUUUCAACGUAGAACACAAAGGAGAACAUUUUCCACUUGCUCUAAUGUACAUGUGCCGCUUGCUCCAUAAGAAUGUUGGGCGUUACUCUCCGGGCUGGUUCUCUGCACAGCCACCCACCAAAGUCUGCUGCGUGGGUGUCCCUGAAGAGCACACCUGUGCUGUGCUCCCAGCGCAUUUUCAUCUUGCUGCUUGACAAAUGGGCUUAUGAAGAAUUCGACGCGCCCAUGUGUUGCUAGUUCCUUUGUAUAAGAAGAUGUAACUGUAAAGAUGAGGGAUGUGUGUAAAACGAUCACUUGCCUCUCAACGAUUUUUAUUUUAAAGAUGGUUGAUUCUAUAUCUAAAGCGUCUGUUUUGUAUUGUUUUAACUUCUUUAAACUACACCGAAUAAAUUAUAAUGAAGA